AUGAUACAAUAUUUACCUGGAAUUAAAGAGUAUUUUACACGCGCACGUGAUCCACCACAAGAUAGGGUAAAAAAAUUUCCAGAAACUGAAGUAAAUAUAUCUUCUGAUUCAUCUCCAAAAAAUAAUCAGGAUUUAAAAUUACCAGAAGUUGAA
Messenger RNA from Racocetra persica, 153 nucleotides. The record is from the annotation of a GenBank genome assembly. NCBI's taxonomy places the organism in Eukaryota, Fungi, Glomeromycota, Glomeromycetes, Diversisporales, Gigasporaceae.